AUGUCAGGAAGUAUUAUUCAUGAAAAGCCGGCAUCACUUGGACCUGUUCGUCAAAACAGUGUAACCAAUGAUAAUUCUCCAUUAAAAUUAUUUACUCAUGCUAAAACAACAAUAACUGGAAUAUUUAAAAACAUUGCAUCAUAUGUUAAUGAUUCAAAUAAAUAUUUAGAUGACGUAAGCAAAUCUGAAAGAAAUUUAAUAACCGAUGAUAAACAUAAAGAUAUUCAACAAUUAAAAGACAGAGUCAUUCGUAUUCUAUCUGUUAUAUCACGUGAUCAUAUGAAAGUUGUCUUUUUUGGAAGAACAAGUAAUGGAAAAAGUACAACUGUAAAUGCAAUGUUACGCGAAAGAAUAUUACCAGUUGGUAUGGGACAUACAACAAAUUGUUUUCUUCAAAUUGAAGGAACCGAUAAAGCUGAACCAUAUGUUCUUACACCAGGAUCAGAUGAACCAAAGAGUGUUACUAGUUUGGGUAAUGUUGGCAGUGCUCUCUCAAGAGAAAAACUAGAUUCAGAUUCUCUUGUAAAAAUUUUAUGGCCAAAAGAAAAAUGUCGUCUUAUUCGAGAUGAUGUUAUUCUUGUUGAUAGUCCGGGCAUUGAUGUAUCAGCUAAUCUUGAUCAAUGGAUUGAAAAUCAUUGCUUAGAUGCUGAUGUAUUUGUACUUGUUAUAUCAGCUGAAGCAACAAUUACAGUUGCUGAGAAAAAAUUUUUACAUAAUGUUGCACAACGUUUAUCAAAUCCGAAUAUUUUUAUUUUAAUGAAUCGAUGGGAUGCGACUGCAAAUGAACCAGAUGAAGUUGAAUCUGUGAGACAGCAACAUCUUGAUCGAGGCUUGGAAUUUUUAUGUGACGAAUUACAUCUAUGCGAUCGAAAAGAAGCUUCCGAACAUCGAAUGUUUUUUAUUUCCGCACGUGAAGCUUUAUUAAGUCGAAAUAAAGAUCCAACAGCUUCACCAAGAACUGGUUUUAAUGAGGGAUAUAAAGAACGUCUCGAUGAAUUUACUAAAUUUGAACAUGAAUUCGAAGAAUGUAUUUCAAAAACUGCUGUUCAAACUAAAUUUGAACAACAUACAAAUCGAGGCAAAGAAAUUAUAGCUUUAUUACGUGACACAACAGCGAAUAUAGCUAAUAAAUCUCAAACAUUAAAACAAGAACUUGUUCAAAAAUUAACUGAAAUGGAUGAAAAAAAUACUUUACUUGAAAAUGAAUUACGUUCAAUGACUGAAUCGGCAAAAGAAAAAAUUCGACAUAUAACUGAAGAUGUUUAUAAAAGAGUUGCACAAACAUUGAAUGAUGAAAUUAAACGUCUUUAUACAUUAAUCGAAGAAUUCGAACGUCCAUUUUCGUCCGAUCCCGAACAAAUUCCACUUUAUAAACGAGAUUUACAUCGUUGGGUUGAAGAUCGACUUGGUUCUAAUUUACAAAAUCGCCUUAAUACAGCUUUAUAUUCAUCAUUAAGUAGUGUUCAUCGUGAAAUAAAAGAACGUGUUAAAUCCGUUUUAUCAAAUAAUGAACGUAAAAUGCUUGUUGAAUCAAUAGUACCUCGUUCAGAUUUUGCUGUUUCAUAUCGUUUGGAUUGUUCAAAUUUAUGUUCAGAUUUUCGUGAAGAUAUACAAUUUAAAUUUUCAUUAGGAUUUACAUGUUUAUGGCAACGUUUUGUUCAAAAUCAGAAAGAAUCUCUAACAGGACCAAAACCUAUAAAUGAAUUAACCUCACCAACAUCAUUACUUAAUUCAACAAAUGAUUUAUUAACAACAGCAAACAAUAUAUCAAUAUUAACAUCAAAAUCAGGUUUACUUGCAUUAGGUGCUGGUGCAUUAGUAUGGCGUAGUGUUGGUUGGAAAGUAUUAGGUAUUGUUGCUGGUAUUUAUGGUAGUUUAUAUUUAUAUGAACGUUUAAUGUGGACAAAAAAAGCCCAAGAACGUGCAUUUAAACGUCAAUAUGCUGAUUAUGCAUCGUCAAAAAUGAAAUUAAUUGUUGAUUUAACAUCAGGUAAUGCAAGUGCACAAGUACAACAAGAAUUAUCAAUGUAUUUUGCUCAAACAAUACGUUAUGUUGAUAAUGAAAAAGAUGAUUUAACAGAUAAUAUGAAACAAUUAAGAAAAGAAGUUGAUCAAUUAUUAAAAUAUAUUGAUAAAGGAAAAAAAUUACGAAAACAAGGAGAUGAUAUUGAUAAUGAAUUAAGGGAAUUUUCAAAACAAUAUUUAUCAUCAAAUUCAAUAAUAACAUAA
Molecule: messenger RNA, 2229 nt
Organism: Rotaria sp. Silwood1
Lineage: Eukaryota; Metazoa; Rotifera; Eurotatoria; Philodinida; Philodinidae
Source: the annotation of a GenBank genome assembly